Messenger RNA from Ilex paraguariensis (yerba mate), 189 nucleotides. The record is from the annotation of a GenBank genome assembly. Lineage: Eukaryota; Viridiplantae; Streptophyta; Magnoliopsida; Aquifoliales; Aquifoliaceae.
AGUAGGGGCCGAAAACAUAGCUCAACCGCUAUUAGAGGCAGAGGCAGAGGUAGGAGGCAUAAUGGAAAGGCAGUGGAAAAUCUAAAACUUCAUUGGGAAAGCUUAGUGGAGGUUGAAAUUAAGGAGGCUGAAAUCGAGUCCAUUCCAAUCGAUGAUUCUGAAGAACAAGAAAAAGAAAAUGAGAUGCAA